Messenger RNA from Cordyceps fumosorosea ARSEF 2679, 279 nucleotides. RefSeq names its product guanine nucleotide-binding protein gamma subunit. Gene Ontology annotation, molecular function: G-protein beta-subunit binding. NCBI's taxonomy places the organism in Eukaryota, Fungi, Ascomycota, Sordariomycetes, Hypocreales, Cordycipitaceae. Gene Ontology annotation, biological process: G protein-coupled receptor signaling pathway. Gene Ontology annotation, cellular component: heterotrimeric G-protein complex. The transcript has 2 exons. The record is from RefSeq and is a predicted model, not a curated record. The coding region runs from base 1 to 279 and encodes 92 amino acids.
AUGCCUCAGUACGCUACGCGAGACGGUGACACGGCGCAGUUCAAAAAGAACAAGCAGUCCAUGGCCGACCUCAAGCUGCGCAGGUUAACCGAGCUUAACAACCGUCUGCGUGAGGAUCUUGAACGCGAGCGCAUUCCCGUCAGCACUGCUUCGAGAAGCAUCAUUGCCUACUGCAACGGCACGAGGGACUACAUGGUGCCGUCAGUUUGGGGCUCCGUCGCAAAGGGCGAGGACCCCUAUGCACCACAACAAUCUGGCGGCUGCUGCGUUGUCAUGUAA